ACAGAACCCCACGCUGCAGAAAUUAAGGACGGAUAUUUACACGCAAAAGAAGAAAUCGCACUCACUGGACGAACAUCCAGCCUUACCGACGAAGAGUUUGCAAGUUUGUUAUCGGUACACGAAAUACAGGGGCUGCAGAAGAAAACAUUUGAUAAAUUCGGAAUCCGAGUUUAUGCCAAUAAAAUGGACCUCUUUAUUCCGCGUUACCACAUCGACAAGAGGAAGCCUUGUGGUUUCAGGAAGCUGAUUGUGCGGCAACUUAAUGACAAAACAGCCAUAACGGAGCAGCAUUUCCCAAAAGAGACUGGACACACUCUUGGGCUUUUUGGAUGGGACUUAAUUUCUGCUGAUGCCAAGGAAGUGAUUGUGUGUUCUGAUGAUUUCGACUCUAUGAUUAUAUAUCAAGCCUUGAAAAAGCCUGUGAUAUCUCUGCCCAAAGGAAUCUCGGUUUUACCUGUGGAAAGCCUGCCGAUGAUGGAACAAUUUGAAAAAAUCGUUUUAUGGCUGAAUGGAGGAGGAAACCGUGCGUGGCAAAGCACCAAGAUUUUCGCGCGGAAGUUGAUUGAAAGUCGCUGUUUUUUGGUCUCGCCAGAAAUUGUCCAAAGUUGCCCAUUGACUGUUUUCAAUACGGGUGGCAACUUGUCGUCUGUUAUUCAAAAAGCCCAGCCUGUUACGCAUAAAUCCAUUGUUACCUUUGGAAGCUUUCGCCAAGAAGUAUAUAAUGAGCUCCAUAAUAUCGAGGAAUCCUGUGGCGUAAAAUGGGAACGCUUUCCAUUGUUGACCCGCAUCCUGAAAGGCCAUCGUAAAGGUGAAAUGACCGUGUUCACCGGGCCAACCGGCGCCGGGAAGACGACUUUCCUGAGCGAAUAUUCGCUUGAUUUGUGUUCGCAGGGCCUUCGUACAUUGUGGGGAAGUUUUGAAAUCAAAAACGCUCGGCUCGCUAAAACCAUGCUCAACCAAUUCAGCAGAAUCUCGUUGCAAAAGAACGUAGGAGAAUUCGAUAUGUGGGCGGAUCGUUUUGAAUUGCUUCCGUUAUACUUUUUGGUAUUUUAUGGACAACAAAGCAUGGAAAAUGUCAUAGAGGCAAUGAAACAUGCGGUAUACCUGCAUGAUAUCGAACAUAUCGUCGUGGACAAUCUACAGUUUAUGAUGGGCUCCUCCAAUUUCCGUUCCCUUAAUGAUCGGAUUGUACACCAGGAUCGGUUGAUUGAGGGCUUUCGAAGGUUUGCAUCGGAGCACGACUGUCAUGUCACCGUGGUGGUCCACCCCAGAAAAGAACUAGAAGAAGCUCAGCUGACUGCUCAGUCCAUUUAUGGUGGAGUUAAGGCUAGCCAGGAAGCCGACAACGUCCUCAUCCUGCAGAAUAACCGUGGAAAGACUGGGAUGCUUCAAGGCCGUCGGUAUAUUGAGGUAGUUAAAAAUCGAUUCGACGGGGAACUGGGAGUGAUGCCGUUAUACUUUGACAAAGAAAGCCAAAGUUUUGUGAAAAAGGAAAAAUCAAACCCGCAUUGGCCAACAAGGAAACACGAACAAAAUCCUGCGGCAGCAGAAUCCGCUGACCAAACCAUUGAAAGCCUUUCUGCCGUAGGCAAAACUUGAGUGAGGUGGACUGAGGAAGUUUGUUGGUAUGUUUUAUUUUGUUACUUUGAUUUUUUACGCUUUCUUCUCCGAAUUUGUGAUACGGUUUUUCUCUUUUACUGUGACAUUAUUGUUGAAUGUUGAAUCUAAAACAUCGCUGCAGUGGUUUGCUCAAUUUAUAAAUUGGUUGACGACGACGUUAAAAAAGUUAGUCUAAAACAAAACAACGCUGAAUCUAAAACAUCGCUGCAGUGGUUUGCUCAAU
Messenger RNA from Paramacrobiotus metropolitanus, 1843 nucleotides. RefSeq names its product twinkle mtDNA helicase-like. The transcript has 10 exons. The coding region runs from base 184 to 1599 and encodes 471 amino acids. Gene Ontology annotation, biological process: mitochondrial DNA replication. Gene Ontology annotation, molecular function: single-stranded DNA binding; 5'-3' DNA helicase activity; ATP binding. Gene Ontology annotation, cellular component: mitochondrion. The record is from RefSeq and is a predicted model, not a curated record. NCBI's taxonomy places the organism in Eukaryota, Metazoa, Tardigrada, Eutardigrada, Parachela, Macrobiotidae.